This is a messenger RNA of Laccaria bicolor S238N-H82, 438 nucleotides long. RefSeq lists its product as uncharacterized. NCBI's taxonomy places the organism in Eukaryota, Fungi, Basidiomycota, Agaricomycetes, Agaricales, Hydnangiaceae. The transcript has 2 exons. The record is from RefSeq and is a predicted model, not a curated record. The coding region runs from base 1 to 438 and encodes 145 amino acids.
AUGCCCUGCAAAACUGCGCAUUUCACUUGCUGUGAAUACAGCCUCAAGCCUGUCCGUCGUGCGGAAGUCCGGAGCAUUCUGGGACGUCGCCCUGCUCGCUUGGCUCCUGAACUUAUCGUUUCUCAUAUCCAAGACGCUGUGUUCGAUCAACAGCACAUCCGCGCGAAUCAAGCAAUCAUCAACUCCCUUAUGUAUCGUCGGGACACCAACAUGCACCGCGCUGCCCAAGCACUCUUCGAUCUCGCCGCUAUCGAAGGCAAGGAGAGCUUGGUCGGUACUAUUUUUCAAAUGCAGGACGACUUCGACCAUUAUUUCCCUUUCAUCAUGUCCUUCCUCGGUGACCUCAGUGCCCCUGUCGACGAUUCCGAAGAUGAAGAUGCCACCAAGAACUCUCGUGACAAUCUGGCAGAGAUGGCCGUUCCGUUUGUUUUCUUCUGA